Corythoichthys intestinalis (scribbled pipefish) is the source of this 3595-nucleotide messenger RNA. RefSeq names its product BRMS1 like transcriptional repressor b (gene brms1lb). The transcript is spliced from 10 exons. Lineage: Eukaryota; Metazoa; Chordata; Actinopteri; Syngnathiformes; Syngnathidae. Gene Ontology annotation, molecular function: histone deacetylase binding. Gene Ontology annotation, cellular component: Sin3-type complex. Bases 157 to 1119 code for a protein of 320 amino acids. Gene Ontology annotation, biological process: negative regulation of transcription by RNA polymerase II. The record is from RefSeq and is a predicted model, not a curated record.
UGAUUGGUUUACAGAGACCAAGUUUGCAUUCUCAGCUGUCUUGCAGCGGUAUUGCUAACCGGUUAGCUGUGUGAGCUACAACACCACCGUAGACCGGUGUUAAAACUAACAAGAAGAUUCAUCACGGCGUCAUCAGUACGUCAUUUGUAAUUCGUAAUGCCGGUUCACUCCCGGGAGAAGAAAGAAAGUAACCACGAAGAAAUGGUGGCUUUUCCAGAGCAAGACGGUAGCACCACUGACGAGGAAGACACGGUUAGCACGUCGGUGUCUGAAGAUGGAGACAGCUCGGAGAUGGAUGAUGAGGACUGCGAGAGGAGAAGGAUGGAGUGCCUGGAUGAGAUGACCACUCUGGAGAAACAUUUUUCCGACUUGAAGGAGCAACUGUAUAAGGAGCGCCUGAGCCAAGUAGAUGUCAAACUGCAGGAAGUAAUGGCAGGUUGUGCUCAGGAAUAUCUGGAACCUUUGGCAAACCUGCAGGAGAACAUGCAGAUCAGAACUAAAGUGGCAGGUAUCUAUAAAGAUUUGUGCUUGGAGUCUGUAAAUAACAAGUACAACUGUGAAAUCCAGGCUGCCUGCCAGCAUUGGGAGAGUGAGAAGCUGCUGCUGUUUGACACUGUGCAGAGCGAACUUGAGGAGAAGAUAAGACGAUUGGAGGAAGAUAGGCACAGUAUUGACAUCACUUCGGAGUUGUGGAAUGAUGGAUUGCAUUCCCGGAAAAAUAAGAAGAAAGAUACGUUCUGCCCCAUCAAAAAGAAGAAGCCUGUUGUCGUUUCAGGACCUUAUAUUGUUUACAUGCUUCAAGAUCUGGAUAUUCUAGAAGACUGGACUGCAAUAAGAAAGGCCAUGGCGUCUCUUGGGCCGCAUAGGGUCAAGGCUGAUGCCAAAACAGAACGACACCACCAUGUAGCACAUUCUGAAGACGGAAGACUUUUCUAUGACAACCAGUGGUACUGCAGGGGUCAGGCUAUUUGCAUCAACAGGAAAGAUGAGUUUCCUACCAGUGCCCUCAUCACUACCAUCAACAAUGAUGAGGUGUGGUUCAAGCGACUGGAUGGCACCAAGUCCAAGCUGUACAUCUCCCAGCUGCAGAAAGGCAAAUACACUAUCAAACACUCGUGAAAUCACAACAACAGAAAACCGUCCAGAGAUUUCUACACAUGUCCUUGAAAGCUAGAGCAUACGUCCUUCAAAUACGUUCACACCUCAUGUCACUCCCUCAGUUUAUUUGUCCUUAAUGUGACAAAUCCAAUUAUCUCUGAAAUAGUGAAAUUGUGGGCCUAUUUUGACAUAAAGGACAAAGCCUAACCCUUAACCAAAAAAGGGUGUCAAUGCCACACACUGCUAAAAUCAUAGGCAGGUGAAGCGCAGCAGUCUUUGACUGAUGGUAUGGAGCUCAGUCGUGUGCCUUUUGUGAGACAAGACAAGGACUUGGCUGAAAAAAAAAUAAUCCACUACUACACAGCAAGCACUACUGUGGUGGAAAAGGUCAAAACAAAUCAGUGUGUGCUCCUGCUUGGAUGCUAUUCAACUUGAGCUUGUACUAUCUGUGUGAAGCGCGUAUGAUUGGGUGUGUGGACAGAAAUUACACAAGAUGGAAGCAGUGUGAUGAACUUCAACAUGUGACAAGAAGUUUCAUUUUUGUGGGGGGAACUGCUUGACAUGUCUUUCAGCUAUGACCUUAUUUUGUUGUCUUUGCAGCACCGAUUUAUGACGCUGAGCACAGCAAGUGGUAAGUUUCAGGCAGUUCCAUGUAAAUAGAGGAUUUUUGUUGCGAGUUUACAUCACUGUGAUGCUCCUUUCAUGUGCCUGAUGGUGACCAGGUUUAAAAUUUGGGGCCGCAUCCAGGUAUUAACUGGUUAGACUGCAUAAGAUGAAUUGUGCCAUUUAUUUCAAAGAUAUAUAUUAACAUAGAGACCAAUUUAGUUGUCUUUUACCCAAAAUACACCAAGCCUAUUGUUUUUUCUUUGCAAAUCUGUAUUUAUUGCUGUUGUUUUUUUUCUGAAAUUAUUGCAUAUAUGACUUGAAAGUAUUAACUUAGGUUACGUUCAGACUGCAGGCAUAUCUGAUUCUAAUCGGAUUCCUCCUCAAAUCUGAUUUUUAGGGCUGACUGUUCACAAUAUUUUUAGCAAGCGUCCAAAUCAGAUCUAGGCCUGUUCAGCCUAGGCCACAUUAUUUAUUCACCUGACAAGUUGCUAUUGCAACGAAGGCGUCAACCAGCAUAGAGUGACGUCAUGUAGAGUCAAAAUCAAUACGAGCUGUUCAGACUGAGAAGCAUCUUGUCAACUUCUGAUAUGAAACUAACUCCCGUAGGUGGUUUCAAUCCAUCUCGCAAAAUUCCGACUUCUGUACUUUGUGACUGAUUUUGGCUGCCAGUCUGAACAAAGCCUUACACAACACUGUUGUUAACACAGCUGGAGCAAACAAACCAGUGAAGAUGACUUGUUAAAGUCUCAUUAUUCCAAUAAUUUUUUUGCUGGUUUAUAUAUUUUAUGCAUUGUGGAUUAUUUUGUGCAUCAAUUUUUUUACAUUCAAGAUAUAACAAAAAAGUGCCGUAAUUCAAUGGUUUUGCAGGUGAUUAAAUGUUUCGUUGCUAUCAUCUCAUCUGACUCUUUGUAAGCAACCUUCUGAUGACGCCUUCGCACUCCAUUGAAACUCUGCAAUGAUAUUUUUUAUUGGGGGGUGGGGGGGUGUCAAAAUCUCAAAAUGAUUUAAAUUCUAAAGUGUAACUGGUUUGUGUGUGGUAGUAUCCUAACCAGAUCCCUAUUCAUUUUAUUUUUCUUGUCCUCACACAACCUUUCUAGCUGCACUGAGCUUCAUGCAGACAACUUUAAAUCAACCCGUCGUAAACAUUGAUUAGAUGUUGCUGUGAGGUCACAGGUGUCAUAAAAUCAAUCUACAGAUAUCAUUAAGGUUAGUUGGUCAGGACCCGCCAUGCCAUCAAGACAAAUAUAAUUUAUCACUUUAAUCUUCAGCCAUGAAAUAUAUAUCACUUUAAUCUUCAGCCAUGAAAUAUAAAAUAUAUUUAAUUCUUGGAUCACUGACAAUGAAACACCCCCCAAAUUAAUUGAGGAUUAUAGGCUGAUGACUACACAACUAUACUGUAUCAGAGAAAUCCAUGUCAAAUACUCAAAUGUUUAAUCAACUAUAUAAAUAUCUCACUCAUAUUGAUUAAACUGUUUUAAAAAAAAAAAAAAAAAAAACGUAGAUUUGCUUGUUGUUGCAGAAGAAUUUGAGAGGAAUCGUUUAUGGAUUUCGAUCUCCAGAUUAAGUACAAACAUGCCCCCUAGUGGCUGAGAACAGUAUAGGAACUCAUCGUUGAUACGCCCUAUCAUAUAUGUAAGAGUACAAAAAUGAUAUAAAUAGACAAAUAACUCUGAAAUGAUGUAGCGUACUGUAUUUUUAAAAUAGUUUGCCUGUGAAUUACUUGGGAAGACUUGUAGCGAAUAGCAGUUUCUGCAUGAAUAUUGGUGCUCGCUUUUAUCCCAGCGUUUAAUAAAUUAGCACGUUAUGCCAUUAGAGUAGGUACUUGACUGGAAAAACCCUUGGAAAAAAUGAUUGCAUAAAAUACAGUGAGGAAUAGAAGUAUUUUCACCCU